Molecule: messenger RNA, 3087 nt
Organism: Nematostella vectensis (starlet sea anemone)
Lineage: Eukaryota; Metazoa; Cnidaria; Anthozoa; Actiniaria; Edwardsiidae
Exons: 9
Coding region: 287-3034 (915 amino acids)
Biological process (GO): pseudouridine synthesis; ribosome biogenesis; box H/ACA snoRNP assembly
Cellular component (GO): sno(s)RNA-containing ribonucleoprotein complex
Molecular function (GO): RNA binding
Source: RefSeq, a predicted model, not a curated record
CCGCACGUGUUUCAGAGAUUGUCGUAUUUCAAAGUUCUCUGCAAAUUUUAUUGCUAAAAUACGCUAAAGUUCCACAAAGUAUCACUUUCUAGUUAAAAAAAAACUUAUUAUCAAUAUCUGGGCUGUCUUUUAAGCUGUUUCCUGAGCGUCUCUUGCGAGAAUAUUGCAGAAACGACCGGAAUACUUCGUUAUAUACACAACAAACAGUUCCAGGCGAGUAGGAACUUUAGAUGAUCAGCAAUCCAUGGGUAGUGCUUAUCUUGCCUUUUAGAGAUCACUAACAUAAAUGAUGGAGGGAGAAGUUGCGCAGGUAGCUGCAGCUGAUGAAAAACGUGAUCAGACUGUUGUCUAUAGGUUGAAUUUGACAUCUUAUAGUGAUUCCGAGGAUGAAAAUGACGACACACAAGAUGGCAAUUUGCAAAGUGCAAACAAACAAGAAACGACCAGCCAAACAGACAAUGCUGUAAUAAGUGAUAGCUAUGUGCACGAAAUUGAAAAUCAGCCUACAGAUUUCAAUGGCUCUAUUGAUAGUAAAACAGAUAUCACCUGUGUUGAAGAAGUAUCUGAUGAUAGCAGGGCUUCUGAUUAUAAAAAAAUGGAACAUCACCAAAUAAUGAAAAACCUGGAAGCUUCAACCGUCUCUUCAAACUCUGGAGGUAAUAUAACACUGGGACCAGUUUGUGUUGAAAAAGCAUCUGAUGAUAGUAAGGCUUCUGUCGAUAACAAUUCGGAGCAUCUAAUCACACAUAAACAAGUAAUGACAAACUUGGGAGCUUCAACUGUCUCUUCAAACUCUGAAGGCAAUAUUACACUGGGACCAGUUUGUGUUGAAAAAACAUCUGAUGAUGGCAAGGCUUCUGAUGAUAAAGAAAGGGAGCAUCUUAUCACACAUCAACAAGUUAUGACAAACUUUGAAGCUUCCACUGUCUCUCCAAUCUCUGAAGGCAAUAAAACACUGGGACCAGUUUGUGUUGAAAAAACAUCUGAUGAUAGUAAAGCUUCUCUUGAUAAUUUGGAGCAUCUAAUCACUCAUCAACAAGUAAUGACAAACUUAGAGGCUUCAACCAUCUCUUCAAACUCUGAAGGCAAUAUAACACUGGGACCAGUUUGUGUUGAAAAAACAUCUGAUGAUAGUAAAGCUUCUCUUGAUAAUUUGGAGCAUCUAAUCACACAUCAACAAGUAAUGACAAACCUGGAAGCUUCAACCAUCUCUUCAAACUCUGAAGGUAAUAUAACACUGGGACCAGUUUAUGUUGAAAAAACAUCUGAUGAUGGCAAGGCUUCUGAUGAUAAAAAAAUGGAGUAUCUAAUCACACAUCAACAAGUAAUAACAAACCUGGAAAAAUCAACUUCUGAAGACAAUAUUACACUGGGACCAGACCCUGAAGCCUUACAAGAAAAGGAUAAGUUUCCCCACAUGGAGAUCAAACCUCAAAUACCUCCCAAUGAAAGCAAUGAGAAUGUUAUUAUGGAGGAAUCAUCUGUUAAGAUUGGGACAAAGAGACAUAUCACUGAGGUUGAUUGUGAGGAAGUAGAAGAAGUUACUUCUGACAGUGUUUACAUCAUGAGUGUUGUCCAGGAGGAGCUUAAGGCGGUACAGCAGACUCUUGUUGCCAAGACAACAUGCUUGAAUGAUCCGGACGAAGAGUCAGGCGUUUCCAGUGGUGAUGAAACAGGCUCUGACUCUGAGUCUGAAACUUCGUCUGAGACUGAGACAUCCAGUGAUGAAAGCACUACUAGUCAAAGAGAGUUAAGAAAAAUGAUAACUGAGACAGAAGAAAAUGAAGAUGAAAAAACUCUAAAAGGAGCUCCCGUUACCAAGGAUGAACUCACUUUAAAGGAUCUGCCACUGGAACCAGAUGUUGACAUUCAGCUUAAACCAGAUGCCAACAUGGUUCAUAUUGGCAACAUUGCGCACAUUGUAGAAACCAUGGUGGUCGUCCAGUCGUUGCCACAAACUCCUGCCCUGGACAUUGAGACCUUUCUUUUCCUGGAAAAUCGGCACUGCAUAGGGAGGAUCUUUGAGACUUUUGGUCCCGUGCAGAAACCUUUUUACUCAAUUCGCUUCAACUCUGAAGAGCACCUCACAAACAAGGGUGUUGCUGCUGGACUGAAAGUGUUCUAUGUGCCAGACGACAAGGAUUGCACUAAAUUUGUGUUUGUAGCACACCUUGAAAAAAUUAAAGGCUCAGAUGCAUCAUGGAAGCAUGACCAAGAACCACCAGAAGAGUUGGUUGAGUUCUCUGAUGAUGAACAAGAAGCACAGGCAAAGUCAAAGAAGAAGAAAGAAAGAAGGAAUCGCAAGACAGUAAGUCAAGGGCAAGAUGGUGAAAACCCUAUUUCAUCACCCUUGCAGUGUCAAAAUCAUACAGCUCCCCCAGAUGCAUCACCUGUGCAAAGGACGUGGUGUGGGCAGGGUCGGGGUUUAAGGACAACCCCACCUCCAGGACAGCCUGUAUGGCAAAACCCUCAUUUGAGAACUCCAUUCACACCUCCAAGUCAUCAAGAUAUGAGACAAUAUGCCCCUCCCCCUCAAGCACUACGAGGUGACCAAUAUAUGUGGCCUAGACACUUUGCUUCUCACAUGAAAAAGCAUCAAGAUGUGGGACCAAGGCACUAUACUCCACCACCACAGACACCACCAAACCAACAAGAUAUAGGACCAAGGCACUAUGCCCCUCCACGAGCACCACAGAGCUAUGCUCCUCCUCCACCUGCCCAUUUCAUGGGAGCACGUUACCCAGCACCCUAUCACAGAGCACCAGGGCAUCCAUUUGACCAAGGGCCCUUUUUGAUGGAGCCAGGGCGGUUUCCUCCACCAGUCUCUUAUCCAUCUGGACACAGAGUCCCUCCACCCCCUAGACCAUUUCCCAUGGGUGCAGGACAGCCUCCAUCAUUCAUGUCCCAAGAUGGCUCAAGAGGACCUGGUAUUCAGUCCAUGCAAGGACAUCCAUUUGGACAACAUUUCACUCCACCAGAUAUGUCACCAAUAAUGCCUCCUGAACCCGUAAACCCAGGAAAUGUACCAAAGUAGUCUCAUUCUAAAAAUGUGCUGUUGGUAUGGUAUUAAAAGUCAUUUUCUGUGUA